CAAUUCUCAUAUUCAACAUAGUGAUCAAUAUUUCAUAUGAUCCACCUUCAAUUUUCGCCAUGAAAUUUGUUUUCCUCCUAACCUGCUGCCUAUUUUUCAGGGCGGCGAUCUCAUUGUCAAAUUCUCAACAAUACGAGGCAAUUUUCAACUUUGGUGACUCUCUUAGUGACACUGGAAAUUUCCUUCUCUCUGGUGCCCUUGCAUUUCCAGUUAUAGCAAAGCUCCCUUAUGGGGAAACCUUCUUUCGACAUGCAACGGGGAGGUGCUCCGAUGGACGCCUAGUGGUUGAUUUCAUUGCUGAGGCAUUUGGGCUACCACAUUUGCCACCCUAUCUUGCACUAAGCAAAGGCCAAAAUUUCAAGCACGGAGCAAAUUUUGCCGUUGCUGGAGCCACUGCACUUGACCCAGAUUUCUUCUACCAACAACAGGUCGGACACACUCUGUGGACAAAUGACUCAUUAAGUGUUCAGCUUGGUUGGUUCAAGAAGCUCAAGCCCUCCCUUUGCAAAACUAAACAAGAGUGUAACGAUUACUUCAAGAAAUCGCUGUUUGUCCUUGGAGAGAUAGGUGGAAAUGAUUACAAUUACGCCUACUUUGUCGGUGGAACACGCAAACAACUUAAAGCUUCUGUGCCUUUGGUUGUUGAAGCAAUUAUUAGGGCCGCAAGUGCGUUGAUAGAAGAAGGGGCAGUGGAGUUGUUGGUUCCAGGAAAUCUGCCUAUUGGAUGCUCGGCCGUGUACCUGACAUUGUUUCAGAGCCCAAACAAAGCUUCCUAUGAUCAACGAAAUGGGUGCUUGAAGGCUUACAAUGGCUUCUCAAAGUAUCAUAAUGAACAGCUUAAGCGUGGCCUUGAGACGCUUAGAGUGAAGUACCCUCAUGCAAGGAUCAUCUACGCUGACUACUACGGUGCUGCCAUGCGCUUCUAUCAUGCUCCCCAUCAACACGGGUUCUAUAGUGGGACUUUGACAGCUUGCUGCGGAGGGGGAGGACCAUACAACUUCAACAACUCCGCAAGGUGUGGACACACUGGUUCCGUAGCCUGCAAAAACCCUUCCUCUUUUGCAAAUUGGGAUGGCAUUCACCUAACUGAAGCCGCUUAUGCCCAUAUUGCCAAGGGUUUGAUCUAUGGCCCUUCUACUUCUCCACCCCUCUUAAUCACCAAUAUAUCCAUAGGUCCCUCCAAUUAAUUACAUAGUCCCCUCCUAACAAGUAUAUGGUACCUACUUAUGUUUGCAUGAACAUUCUCCAUAAUAAUAUAUUUCAAGUAUGCAUAAUUUAAUUUGUUUCCAACUUUUGGUACUUCUUAGCACCAAUUAUCAAAAACAAACUUGCUUAAUUUUGUGUCGAAUGCAUUGUACCUGCAACAAUGAAAAUUGAACCUUCAUUUAAUUAAAAGUUUUAUUAUUGUGCUCUUACUGUU
Ziziphus jujuba (common jujube) is the source of this 1420-nucleotide messenger RNA. RefSeq names its product GDSL esterase/lipase At5g45910. Bases 60 to 1187 code for a protein of 375 amino acids. Gene Ontology annotation, molecular function: hydrolase activity, acting on ester bonds. The record is from RefSeq and is a predicted model, not a curated record. Lineage: Eukaryota; Viridiplantae; Streptophyta; Magnoliopsida; Rosales; Rhamnaceae. The transcript is spliced from 5 exons.